CUCUUACUGACAUAGACUGAUGAAUACCUAGAAAUGGUUCAUGGACGAGCGCAGAAGACCACACAAGAAAGAGGGCGCAAAUGCGUCUAGCAGUUCGCCAGAGCCUACGAGAGUCAAGUCUAAAAGUAAGCCUCAACGGAAGAAGGGGGUAGAGCGUCAGCAAGUUGCGACAUCAGGACCUGUCUUCCGAGACAGGGUUCUUUCUAAGCGCAUUACAAAGCCAGUCACAGUAAAGAAAUCUUCUCAACGUGGUAGGAGACGUCUUGGGGGCUCUGAUGCAAACAUCGAAACCUCUGCACAGCCUGCCCGAGCCGGCAGUCGAAGCACAGAGAUCCUAGGAUCUGAGGUCCCUUCUGAUGCCAUUGCCAAAAACACUCGAAGGUCGACCAAGUUGAAGGCUAUUGCAGAAAGUAGUGCCACAGGAGUAGAUGAUGAUAUGGGCGCGCAACAAGAUGAUACAGACUUCAUGGCUCUGACGGACAGAGAGACCCUUCUAUCGAAAGAGAUUCAUGAAUUGAAGCAAAGAUGCGAAAAGCAGAAGGUAAGGAUUGCAGCAACGAGGAUCGCUCUACACGCACAACAAACCGAGCUUCAGCAGAUCCAACUGUCGCUUGAGAACACGCGUGGUGAGUAUAAUACUGUCCAAACAAAUCUCCAGCAAUUGCAAUUUUAAAUUGGGGAAUGGAGCUAUGGCCACAGGGGGGUAGAUGGAGGAGCUAUUGGCAUAU
Molecule: messenger RNA, 728 nt
Organism: Mollisia scopiformis
Lineage: Eukaryota; Fungi; Ascomycota; Leotiomycetes; Helotiales; Mollisiaceae
Exons: 2
Coding region: 41-673 (210 amino acids)
Source: RefSeq, a predicted model, not a curated record